AUGGUUCAUUAUAUUACACUUGCCACCUGUAACCUUAACCAAUGGGCCCUUGAUUUUGAAGGUAACAGAGACAGAAUUGUCGAAAGUAUUAAGAUCGCCAAGUCUAAGGGGGCGAGAUUAAGAGUUGGUCCCGAAUUAGAAAUCACUGGAUAUGGUUGUUUAGACCACUUUCUUGAAAAUGAUAUUUUCUUGCACUCCUGGGAAAUGCUUACCACUAUAUUGACCAACAAAGAUUGUUUUGAUAUCUUAUUAGAUAUAGGGAUGCCGAUCAUGCAUAAAAAUGUUAGAUACAACUGUAGAGUGUUGGCUUAUAAUGGGAAAAUUAUUUUCAUUAGACCUAAAAUGUGGCUUGCUAAUGAUGGUAAUUACAGAGAAAUGAGAUUCUUCACCCCAUGGUCUAGACCUUAUUACGUUGAAAACUUUGUGUUACCUAGGAUGAUCCAAAAAAUCACUGGGCAGUUGAGGGUUGAUUUUGGGGAUGCUGUGAUUUCUACUUUAGACACUUGUGUGGGGAUUGAGACUUGUGAGGAAUUGUUUACUCCAAACUCUCCACAUAUUGCCAUGGCCUUGGACGGUGUGGAGAUCAUCACAAACUCUUCAGGAUCGCACCACGAGCUUCGUAAAUUGAACACCAGAAUGAAUUUGAUUAAAGAAGCAACUACCAAAUGCGGAGGUAUCUAUUUAUACUCUAACCAAAGGGGUUGUGACGGUGAUAGACUAUAUUAUGAUGGAUGUGCUUUGAUUGUCGUUAAUGGCGAGGUUGUGGCCCAAGGUAGCCAAUUUUCUUUGGAUGAUGUUGAAGUGGUCACCGCUACCAUUGAUACUGAAGAUGUCAGAAGUUACAGAUCUUUGAUGUCCCAUGGCUUACAAGCUGUCAACCAAAAAGAAAACUAUAAAAGAAUUCAUGUUCCAAUUGAACUAUCACCAAGCAGUGAAACUUUUGACCCUUCGGUCUCGCCAUCUAAGCCUUUCCCAAUUCAUUAUCAUACCCCAGAAGAAGAGAUCGCCCUUGGCCCUGCUUGUUGGUUAUGGGAUUAUGUGAGAAGAUGUAGGGCCGCCGGGUUUUUCUUACCGUUAUCUGGAGGCAUUGACUCUUGUGCUACUGCGGUGAUUGUUCAUUCGAUGUGUAGAUUGGUUGCGGAUGCUGCCAAAAAUGGCAACGAGCAAGUUAUCAAGGAUGCCAAAGUUGUGGCUGGAUUGUUGCCAGAAAGUGAUUAUAAACCAAUUGAUCCAGCGGAAUUUGCCUCCAGAAUUUUCCAUACAACAUUUAUGGGCACUGAGAACUCUUCUGCCGAAACCAGAUCUAGAGCUAAAGAAUUGGCGGCCAAGAUCGGUGCCUAUCAUGUUGAUUUAAAUAUGGAUUCCUUGGUUGGCAGUGUAGUCAACUUGUUUGAGGUGGCGACUGGUAAAAGACCAAUUUUUAAAAUCUUUGGUGGGAGUCAAGUGGAGAACUUGGCAUUACAAAAUAUCCAAGCCAGAUUGAGAAUGGUUUUGGCUUACUUAUUCGCCCAGUUGUUGCCUUGGGUUAGAGGUAGAAAAUCAGGAGGGUUAUUGGUCCUUGGCAGUGCUAAUGUCGAUGAAUGUCUUAGAGGAUAUUUGACCAAAUAUGAUUGUUCUAGUGCGGAUAUUAACCCAAUUGGGGGGAUUUCCAAGACUGACUUGAAGAAAUUUAUCGCUUAUGGUAGCACCAGCUUUGACAUGCCAAUAUUGGAUGAUUUCUUGAACGCCACUCCCACCGCUGAAUUAGAGCCAAUCACUAAAGAUUAUGUACAGUCAGAUGAAAUUGAUAUGGGCAUGACAUAUGAAGAAUUGUCGGUUUUUGGUAGACUCAGAAAAGUUAACAAAUGUGGUCCUUAUUCGAUGUUUUUGAAAUUAUACCAUGAAUGGAGUCCAAAAUUAACUCCUGAAGAAAUCGCGGUCAAAGUGAAGAGAUUUUAUUUCUUCUACGCUAUCAACCGUCACAAGCAAACUGUUUUGACACCAUCAUAUCACGCUGAACAAUACUCUCCGGAUGAUAAUAGAUUUGAUUUAAGACCUUUCUUGAUUGAUCCAAGGUUCAGUUGGGCAAGUAAGAAAAUCGAUGAGUUCAUUGCAAAAACCCAAACAAAGACACUUGACGAAUCAGAUGUUUUGAAAGUUGAUUAG
Messenger RNA from Saccharomycopsis crataegensis, 2145 nucleotides. RefSeq names its product glutamine-dependent NAD(+) synthetase (gene QNS1). The record is from RefSeq and is a predicted model, not a curated record. The coding region runs from base 1 to 2145 and encodes 714 amino acids. NCBI's taxonomy places the organism in Eukaryota, Fungi, Ascomycota, Saccharomycetes, Ascoideales, Saccharomycopsidaceae. Gene Ontology annotation, molecular function: glutaminase activity; NAD+ synthase (glutamine-hydrolyzing) activity; ATP binding. Gene Ontology annotation, cellular component: cytoplasm. Gene Ontology annotation, biological process: NAD+ biosynthetic process. The transcript has a single exon.